Hyalella azteca is the source of this 2695-nucleotide messenger RNA. Its product is annotated as zinc finger protein 160-like. The record is from RefSeq and is a predicted model, not a curated record. Gene Ontology annotation, molecular function: DNA-binding transcription factor activity, RNA polymerase II-specific; RNA polymerase II cis-regulatory region sequence-specific DNA binding. Lineage: Eukaryota; Metazoa; Arthropoda; Malacostraca; Amphipoda; Hyalellidae. Gene Ontology annotation, biological process: regulation of DNA-templated transcription. Bases 75 to 1784 code for a protein of 569 amino acids. The transcript has a single exon.
CAACAAGUCCAGGAAUCUUUACCGCUGCUCAAAUAGCCUCUGAGACUGCCUGCUUAGCCUCUACUUCCCUGGAGAUGCACAAUUGUGGUGCUUCAAUGGCUCUUCCGCCUUCAGAAACUUCAACUUCCAAGGGCAAGAGUCAAACAAAUGAAAUGAAAAUCUCAUCCACUGAACAAGAAGCUGGUGAAGCUCGCUCGCCUAAUAAUGGCCGCCUUCCUCCUACUCCUGCACCAUCAGUAAAUUGUAACGUUCUCAGCUACAAUGGAACGAGAACUGUCCCUGCAACUCGGGAGGCUUCUUUUAAGGCGAAAGAGGCGCACAAUUCUGUGGAUAUCAAACGCUCUAAGCAUCUUUACGUCAAGAUAAAAAAAUGCAGUGUACUAUUGACUCGCAUUCAUCUUUCUGAAAAUUACAAAUACGUUUGCGAUGAAGAAAAUGAAAAUAAUAUUUGCUUAGAAGAAAUAGCAUUUCUAGAGCCUCAUCCUAAGCAUAGGAGCGAAGAUUCAGAACGACCUAAAAUGCGCAGUGAAAAAGUGGGCAAAAUUGGAGGACCAAAUUCAAGUAAAGAAAAUAAGUUAAAUUUUUCUAAAAAGACUGACAGUCUGCGAAGGACAUCCCUCAAUCGAUCUAACCGUCUAAAUGCUUCUAUGAGGGAGGCAAUUUCUUCCGCAACCACCCACGUACGUCGUAACAAAGAGAAGACUCUCAAGUGUCAUGUCUGUGGCGCAGCUUUCCGCUUUAAAUGCAAGCUUGACCGACAUAUCAGCGCGGUUCAUCUUAUAUUGAGGCCCUACAAGUGCUCUAAGUGCGAUUAUGCCUCCAGUGAUGCUUCUCAUUUGCAAACCCAUUUAAACACAGCGCAUGCAAAGCUGAAGCAAUUCAAGUGCACAAUUUGUUACAUGAAUUUGUCCUCUCCCGCGUUGCUACAGCGCCACGUCUCUAAUGCCCAUUCUGCUGCUGCCAAGUUUCUAUUGGAUAGCCAUUUCGCCGACGCCAAUUCAAUGGUGAAACCUUACAAGUGUUCUGACUGUAGCUAUGCUGCUACAUCCAAGAAAUAUCUCAACUGCCACAUAAAAGCUGUGCAUCUGAAAAUAAAACCACAUAAAUGCGAUCUCUGUACUUAUGCUGCCGCGACUAGAACACAUCUUCUUCAUCACAUUGCAGUUGUCCAUCAGAAACUCAGGCGCUACAAAUGUCAUGAAUGUGGUUACGCUGCCGCCGUGAAGAGUAUACUUACGCACCAUAUGAAAGCCGUUCACUUUAAACUAAAACAAUUCAGAUGCGAUGAGUGUGACGGUUACUUUUCUCAGAAAAGUAAUCUAAAAUCUCACAUUUCCAGGGUGCACCUCAAAGACAGACCGCACGCGUGUUCGCACUGUUCCUAUUCCGUGUGGUCGAAAGCAGGACUAGCUAUGCAUAUCGCUAUCGUUCACUUGAAGCUGAAGCCUCACAAGUGUCCUCAAUGUGACCACAGUUGCAGCAGUAAAAGGAAUCUUGACUAUCAUGUUAAUAGUGUUCAUUUAAAAUUACGACCUUACAAGUGCCAGACGUGCAAGCGCGGGUUCUACCAGAAAACUAAGCUAGAACAGCACAUGAAAUCGGUGCACAUGAACUUGAGGGAACACAAAUGUUCGCAGUGUGAUUACGCUGCAAGCUGUCACGGGAAUCUCAAGAAACAUGUUGAUGCGGUGCAUCUGAAAAUAAAGAAACACAAGUGCAGAGUUUGUGAGUACAGCGCCGUUAAGAAGUCUGGGCUUAUAAGCCAUAUUGCUCGUAAACACUGAAAGUCAAUUAGCUUCUCACACCGAGUAUAAUUUUUGCUUGAAAAGAUAUCUUUCCUACACCAUGUGUACGAAAUUAAUUCCCUUUCUUUCUUCUCAGCUGAAGGUAGCCAAAAUGCUAUACUUUUUUAGUCGUUACUUAUGUAUUUUGUAUUUAGUUAUUAUAUUACAUUUAGUGGAGGGCAGGCAAGUGGUGCUAUUCGGAUAUGGUUGUGGGGAAAAAUGUCAUCUGGGAGUAUUGAGUCCAGCUGAAAGGAACGACAUACUGUAGAGGGUGGGACUUGCUGGUAUUCUGCAUGGAGCAGCUGACAGGGGAGGGGGAGGUGGCUAUAGGUUGUUGUGGAUCUUGUAAAGCAUGGUAAGCCUAGCACGCCUUCUUCUGUCUCGCAACGUUGGCCAUGCCAGGUCACGGAGCUCGUUGUACACACUGGAAGCCCGGAGCAAAUAAUACGAGACUCACCGCGCUGCUCUACGCUGUACUUUUUCAAGAGUGGCAAUAUCGUCUGCUGCACGAGGAUCCCACACACAACUUACGUACUUCAGUAUGGGUCGCGCUAACGCUUUGUAGGCGGCUGCCUUGAUGGUACAGUUUGGGGUUCGCACUUCAGCUCCUUGGUGAGAGUGACUCCCCAAGCUACUUUACCUGGGUCUCCUCAAGCAAUAUGCUGGAGGAAACAAAAAUCACUGCUUCCUGUCACAAAGGAAAUUUUGUAUUGCGGCAUUAACCCUUCUGCCCAUACUCCAUAGUGGUGGAGUUUGCGGGUCAAGAGGCUGGUUAUCUAAAAUUAUUGUUUAAUCUGAGGCUGAGUCCAAGAUGACGCGUAAUGUACUUAUUGUAAUCAAAUAAACUUGUUUUAUCACAGUGCUAAUAAUUGCACAAAAGAGCUCAAUAAAAGCAACUUCUGCACCACUCA